UCUUCCGCGGGCGUACUGGGAGAAACACUGACGGGUAGAGGGACUGACCGCCGGAGGACUGACGGCCGGCCGGCCGGGGCAGUGAAAGCGCAGGCCCUAUGGCACGGGUCGCGUGAGGCAGAAGGCCGAGUGCGGCCGGCGGCGGCAGCGCCCGCCCCAGCGAUGCGUGCCCCGCCCGUCGCCUCAGGUGCCGUUUGGAUAGUACUUUAGUGGCACAAUGUACUCGGAGUGGAGAUCACUGCAUUUGGUGAUUCAGAAUGAUCAGGGUCAUACCAGUGUGCUGCAUAGCUAUCCAGAGAGCGUUGGGCGAGAGGUAGCAAAUGCAGUGGUCCGCCCUCUUGGGCAGGCCUUAGGUACCUCUUCAGUGGCUGGUAAUGAGAGUUUGUUAAAAACUGACAAAGAAGUAAAAUGGACAAUGGAAGUAAUUUGCUAUGGACUGACCCUUCCAUUGGAUGGAGAGACUGUAAAAUAUUGUGUUGAUGUAUAUACAGACUGGAUUAUGGCUUUAGUAUUGCCGAAAGAUUCUAUCCCAUUGCCAGUUAUUAAAGAACCUAAUCUUUAUGUUCAAAGUAUACUAAAACAUUUGCAAAAUCUUUUUGUACCAAGACAGGAACAGGGCUCCAGCCAGAUCCGACUAUGCUUACAGGUCCUGAGAGCCAUUCAAAAACUGGCCCGUGAGUCAUCCGUCAUGGCCCGAGAAACCUGGGAAGUUUUACUGUUGUUUCUUCUGCAGAUUAAUGAUAUACUUCUGGCCCCGCCAACUGUUCAAGGUGGAAUUGCUGAGAAUCUAGCAGAGAAAUUGAUUGGUGUUCUCUUUGAGGUUUGGUUACUAGCUUGUACUCGGUGCUUCCCAACACCUCCUUAUUGGAAGACAGCCAAGGAGAUGGUGGCUAACUGGAGGCACCACCCGGCAGUGGUGGAACAGUGGAGCAAAGUUAUCUGUGCGCUCACUUCCAGAUUGUUACGCUUUACAUAUGGUCCUUCAUUUCCUCCAUUUAAAGUUCCUGAUGAGGAUGCCAGUUUGAUCCCUCCAGAAAUGGAUAAUGAGUGUGUUGCACAGACGUGGUUUCGAUUUUUACAUAUGUUAAGUCAUCCCGUGGAUUUGAGUAAUCCAGCCAUUAUAAGCUCUACUCCCAAAUUUCAGGAACAGUUCUUAAAUGUGAGCGGGAUGCCGCAAGAAUUGAAUCAAUAUCCCUGCCUUAAACAUCUGCCUCAAAUAUUUUUUCGUGCCAUGCGUGGAAUCAGCUGUCUGGUGGAUGCAUUCUUAGGCAUUUCUAGACCCCGGUCAGACAGUGCUCCUCCGACACCCGUAAAUAGAUUAAGUAUGUCUCAAAGCACUGCGGUCAAUACUACCCCACCACAUAACCGAAGGCACCGGGCUGUUACUGUGAAUAAGGCCACCAUGAAGACAAGCACAGUUAGUACUGCUCAUGCCUCGAAAGUCCAGCACCAGAGCUCCUCAACCUCUCCUCUGUCAAGUCCAAAUCAGGCAAGUUCAGAACCUCGGCCACUGCCUGCCCCUCGGAGACCAAAGGUUAACAGCAUCUUGAAUCUCUUUGGAUCAUGGUUAUUUGAUGCAGCAUUUGUUCACUGUAAACUUCAUAAUGGGAUAAACCGAGACAGCAGCAUGACUGCAUCUUUUAUCCAAAUUCUUCUUUCUUAUAAAUCUUCCAUUACGACACAAGCUAGCAUGGAGUUUCGACGGAAAGGGUCACAAAUGUCCACAGACACCAUGGUUUCCAACCCUAUGUUUGAUGCAAGUGAAUUUCCUGAUAACUAUGAAGCAGGAAGAGCUGAGGCUUGUGGGACACUGUGUAGGAUUUUUUGUAGCAAGAAGACUGGAGAAGAGAUACUGCCAGCUUAUUUAUCCAGAUUUUACAUGCUUUUAAUUCAAGGUUUGCAGAUAAAUGAUUAUGUGUGCCAUCCUGUCUUGGCCAGCGUUAUUCUAAACUCCCCUCCUUUGUUCUGCUGUGACUUGAAAGGGAUUGAUGUUGUGGUUCCUUACUUUAUUUCAGCUCUUGAAACCAUUUUGCCUGACAGAGAACUCUCAAAAUUCAAAAGCUAUGUAAAUCCAACAGAAUUAAGAAGAUCCUCCAUUAAUAUCCUACUUUCUUUGUUGCCCCUCCCUCAUCAUUUUGGCACAGUCAAAUCUGAGGUGGUCCUGGAAGGAAAGUUUAGUAAUGAUGACAGCUCUUCUUAUGAUAAACCAAUAACUUUUCUAUCCCUGAAGUUGAGACUUGUGAAUAUACUAAUAGGUGCCUUGCAAACGGAAACGGACCCCAACAACACCCAAAUGAUAUUAGGGGCAAUGUUAAAUAUUGUUCAAGAUUCUGCACUUUUAGAAGCCAUUGGUUGCCAAAUGGAGAUGGGUGGUGGAGAAAAUAACCUGAAGAGUCAUAGUCGCACUAAUAGUGGUAUUAGUUCAGCAAGUGGUGGAAGUACAGAGCCCACAACUCCUGAUAGUGAGAGACCUGCUCAAGCUCUCCUAAGGGAUUAUGGAUCGACAGCUCUUAAUACAGAUUCAGCUGCUGGGCUCCUGAUUCGCAGUAUUCAUCUCGUCACCCAAAGACUCAACUCCCAGUGGCGGCAAGACAUGAGCAUAUCACUGGCAGCUCUAGAGCUUCUCUCUGGCCUGGCAAAGGUGAAGGUGAUGGUUGACUUAGGAGACCGGAAGCGAGCCAUUAGUUCCGUGUGCAGCUACAUUGUGUACCAGUGCAGUAGGCCAGCUCCUCUUCACUCCCGGGAUCUGCACUCCAUGAUAGUGGCAGCUUUUCAGUGUCUCUGUGUCUGGCUGACAGAGCACCCUGAUAUGCUUGAUGAAAAGGACUGCCUUAAAGAAGUACUGGAGAUUGUAGAACUGGGUAUCUCAGGAAGUAAGUCCAAGAACAGUGAUCAAGAAGUCAAAUACAAAGGAGAUAAGGAGCCAAACCCUGCAUCUAUGAGGGUAAAGGAUGCUGCCGAAGCCACUUUAACAUGUAUUAUGCAGUUGCUUGGUGCAUUUCCUUCACCCAGUGGUCCUGCCUCUCCUUGUAGUCUGGUGAAUGAGACCACUCUUAUCAAAUACUCCAGGCUGCCAACCAUAAACAAGCAUAGUUUUCGAUACUUUGUCUUGGACAACAGUGUCAUCCUGGCCAUGCUGGAGCAACCCCUUGGAAAUGAACAGAAUGAUUUCUUCCCCUCUGUCACUGUGCUCGUCCGGGGAAUGUCUGGAAGACUUGCUUGGGCACAACAACUUUGCCUUUUACCCAGGGGAGCAAAAGCAAAUCAGAAGCUUUUUGUGCCUGAACCUCGUCCAGUUCCUAAAAAUGAUGUGGGAUUUAAAUAUACUGUGAAACAUCGACCAUUUCCUGAAGAAGUGGACAAGAUUCCUUUUGUAAAAGCAGAUCUGAGCAUUCCAGAUUUGCACGAAAUUGUCACUGAAGAAUUAGAAGAGAGACAUGAGAAAUUAAGGAGCGGCAUGGCCCAGCAGAUUGCUUAUGAAAUACACCUUGAGCAGCAGAGUGAAGGUGAAUUGCAGAAGAGAAGCUUUCCUGACCCCAUUACAGACUGCAAGCCCCCGCCCCCUGCCCAGGAAUUCCAGACAGCCCGCCUCUUUCUCUCACACUUCGGAUUUUUGUCCUUAGAGGCGUUGAAGGAACCUGCAAAUAGUCGUCUACCUCCUCACCUUAUUGCACUUGAUUCCACGAUACCUGGGUUUUUUGACGACAUUGGAUAUCUGGAUCUCUUGCCCUGUCGUCCUUUUGACACAGUUUUUAUUUUCUAUAUGAAACCAGGUCAGAAAACAAACCAAGAGAUUUUGAAGAAUGUGGAGUCUUCCAGAAGUGUUCAGCCACAUUUUGUAGAAUUUUUGCUCUCCCUCGGCUGGUCAGUGGAUGUGGGCAGACACCCUGGUUGGACUGGCCAUGUUUCUACCAGUUGGUCAAUUAAUAGUUGCAAUGAUGGGGAAGGGUCUGAACAAGAUGAGGUAAUAUCCUCUGAAGAUGUUGGGGCUAGCAUUUUCAAUGGACAGAAGAAGGUGCUGUAUUAUGCUGAUGCCCUGACAGAAAUAGCCUUUGUGGUUCCUUCUCCUGUGGAGUCCUUAACUGAUUCAUUGGAAAGUAACAUUUCAGACCAGGAUAGUGACUCAAACAUGGAUCUUAUGCCAGGAAUUCUGAAACAGCCAUCCCUGACACUUGAGCUUUUCCCCAAUCACACAGACAAUCUUAAUUCUUCACAGAGGCUCAGUCCGAGUUCCAGAAUGAAGAAGCUGCCUCAGGGUCGCCUUGUGCCUCCCCUUGGACCUGAGACAAGAGUGUCUGUAGUCUGGGUGGAACGCUAUGAUGAUAUAGAAAACUUUCCCCUUUCAGAUCUAAUGACAGAGAUCAGUACUGGUGUGGAAACGACUGCAAAUAGUAGCACUUCUCUGAGAUCGACAACACUUGAAAAAGAAGUUCCAGUCAUCUUCAUCCACCCUUUAAACACUGGAUUAUUCCGGAUAAAAAUUCAAGGAGCCACUGGAAAAUUUAACAUGGUCAUCCCUCUUGUGGAUGGGAUGAUAGUCAGCCGGCGAGCACUUGGCUUUCUGGUGAGGCAGACUGUAAUAAACAUUUGUAGAAGAAAGAGACUGGAGAGCGACUCCUAUAGUCCACCACAUGUCCGCCGGAAACAGAAAAUCACUGACAUUGUCAACAAGUACCGGAACAAGCAGUUGGAGCCAGAGUUUUAUACUUCGCUUUUCCAGGAGGUUGGACUCGAGAGCUGCAGUUCUUAGACCACUGUCUGUCUUGAACUCCAUUGUAUGGACUGUAAUAUCAAGCCAAGACAGUUUGACAGGUGAUCACUGUAAAAAUAAAAACAAAUCACUCCCUGAGAGCUUACUGUUUAAUCACCAGAAUAGAAAAAACACAUUGUAAACCCACUGGAUAGAAAGAAGACUCAGCUUUCUAGUUAGUCAGAUGGGCUCCCGGACGCAGUCAUACUCCUGCUGGUAAUGACGAUAAAAAUUUUAGUCAUAAACUUUCUUUUAAAUGUGACAAUUUUAGUUAAAUAUAAGCCUUUCGAGGAGAAAGGCUUUUAUGCAUCUUAGUUAAACACAUGCAUUGGUAGUAUCAACAAAUUUGCAAAUUAGAAGUUGAAGAUAGUUUUAUAUCUCACUUUUUAGGAAGUUGUAUUCAAAAUUAAAAUCUGUCUCAGAAUCUUCCAGGACAUCUUGAAGGCUCAUGUUGAUAGCGUGGAAGAGAGGGAAAGAAGUCCCAGCCUUCUGCUUAUUUGUAGGUCCAUUUGUCUCCAACUGUUAAACUGAGAAAAAGAAACAAAUUUUUAUUUGCUCAGCUAUGAAGUCUGACAUUAAAAUAUUUCAUAUUUUCUUUCCAUAUUUAAAAAGUUGUCCUUCUUAUCACUGUAUAGAUCUGUCUGAAGGCCUCAGUUUUUGAACAAAUAGAUCUAAAGCAGAGGCAGUCUUAUCCUGUAAUGGGGUUACUAAUGAAGUUUGUGGGGUUAAAAGCUGUAAGACAGCAGUGAUGCCUUCAUUCUAAUGUAAAUUCACAGCAGGGGUUGAAAAUGAUUUGGUUUCAUCCAUUAUCUCUUAUUUCAGGACCAAGCAGCAAACUGCAGUAGUUGAUGAAGGAUUCUAUUUGGGGUUCAGGAAGUAGCCUCUCAAUGCUACUGAUGCAGAUCUCUCCCAGAGAGCUCUCGGAUUACAUCAUAAUUGACAGACAUUAGUGACCACCUUCUUGGGUGGCUGCUGUUAAAAAUGGCUGUUGUCAUAUUUUCUGGACUUUGCUAGUUGAAGGCACAACAAAUCCCUGCCAGGAUUUUGGAAAUAUUUCUGUUACCUCGCUGCUACUUUUCUGCCAGAGAUAAAACACUUGAGGUGGACAGACCCAGACUGUCCUUACAAGGAUUCCUGUUACAGUGCUACUGCAUAUACCGCUCAUUUCUCCUAUUUUUGUGUGUUUUCUUCUUUAGUAAGAUUAUUUUGUAUUAAGAAAAUAAGUAAUAUUUGAAGUCCAAAGAGAAGUGAUCGGAAUUGUACAAGGGUUGUUUCCUAUUGUACUGUGAUGUCAGUAGGUUCUGUAGUCAGGGCUACAUUGGUCUGUUUGAUUUGAUGUUUUGGUAGUUUUCCUAGAGGGUCAGGUAUAGUGUAGGACCUAAUUCCCUGUGCAGAUAACUAUUCCAGAAGGAUGCAUUGUGCCAUCUCUGAGCAAGAAACGUGGGCAUAGCAGCUCUUGGUCUUGAGUUGGCCACACCCUUUCUUCAUGUUUGUUUUAAGCUCAGGUAAAGAUAACCUCCUCUUCCUUUUCUUCCUCUUCUUCCUGUGACUCCAGUCACAGGGCAUAAUAUUGUUCAAUCAUUUUCUUUUUGAGCUAGAUAAUAAAUUCGUAUUUCCAGAUGAUAGCAUGGGAGGUGGGGGUGUAUUGUAAAGAUUGGUGAAUUCUACCCUAAAAAUGUUUUAGUAGCUGAGCAAGAAUAAGAUGAAGUUUAACACCUUCCAAGGAAAUUCCAGAUUGACAUUGCAGGGGCCCCUUGUUCUAGUUGGGAGUAAAGAAAGAAGGUCAUUCACAAUAUUACAGAGGUUAAAAAUAGCUGAUGUCAAUGUACUUCCUCAAAUAAAUCUUUUAUUCUUGAAUACUGAAUAGUUUGAAUAUCAGAAAAGUGUGGGGGGGGAUGUGGGGAGUGGGCUUGCUGAUUCUUCAGUUAGCCGUAAUUUCUGUCAAGUCUUUGUAAUUCUAAUGGUAAGUGAACAACUAUGUUGAAUGUGGUUUGAGAUCUGUGAGACUUGGUGGUCCCUCAGGAAAGGAGGGGUGUGCAGUCCCCAAAGACAUGAAAUCCCUAGUGAGUACAGGGCCAACAGAACAUGGAUUUGCACACCUUGUCAGGUGCUAGUUCCUUCUGCUUAAGUUGCAUCUACCCAAAAAGGAAGUGUGGUAAGAACCCUUGGACCUACACUAGUGUAGGUUAAAGUUCAUGCUUACUACAUUCACCCAACAACCUGUGUUAAAAAAUACUUUGAGUAGAAUAAUGCCAGAGGAACAUACUUAGUACCUAAUAGUCUUUAGUAGUGCACUUGAUAAGUUUGCCAGCACGUGUUCAGAACCUUUGGGUGACAGCUAGGACCACUCUGGUCUGUGACUUAAGCAGUUCAGUUGCUUGUGUGCUGGGUCUGCCAGGGGUCGAUGGGAAGAGGUAAGCAAAAUCCAAGAGACAGGCAAGUCACCCCUCCUAUUCCCUUCUGAAAUUUCAGGGAGGGAGUUCUUUCCUCUUCUCUGGUUAGGAGAACUGAGGACAGAAAGGAGGCCUUUGACCUUAACCCUUUCCAUUUUCAGCCAGCUCUGCCAUUUUGUCCAGCACUUCCUCCUAAGACCAUCCCCAGUCCUUUGGCCUUUUGAGAGGAAUAAGUGCAUGGUAGGACCUUCCACUUCCCAGCCAUAUGUAGACACAUGUGCUCACACACACAUGCACACACACACACACACACACUCUCUCACACUCCUACACAUUUUCCUCCACUUCCAGGUUGUCUGUUUCAUUGUAGCCCAUUCUUCUUGGGACUUGGGUGUAAAUACAGAAUGCCUAUACCUUUGGCCUGUAAUGUCAGUUGGCCACAGAUUGUGCUUUGAAGUGUUUGUGAACAGUUCCUGUGAGCAGUGAGGAAGCAUUUGUCAGGCUCUGGAGACCAGUUUCUGGAGAGGCACAGUGGAGCUUCACCCAGGGUGAGAGCCCUGCACAAAGACAGGAGCUGUGGAAGAUGGUGAAGCAUGUUAGGGGCCACUUGACAUACCUGCUGCCAGUGGUUCUGCAUUCAGCAUCUGUGGCCUAUUCAGGUUGUGUCAUCCUGAAAUGAUCGUUGCACUUACAUAAAGCAAUCUUUGGAGUCAUCUAAUCUGUUUUGGGGGCUCCCUGCCAGCCUGUUUUCCUGGUGUCCCUCCAGACAGUGUGGAGUCAGACUGUGGUCUCAGUAGCUAGCAAAGCCAUGCACUGUGUAGUGUUUUUCUCAGAAUAUCAACCCUUAUUCUUUAGACACUUUGUUUUUUAAUGGUGAGGGAAAAGGUAUAAUUUGGGAUUCCACAGUGCCUUGCAUAUAGUAGGCGCCCAGUAAAUAUUUGCUGAAGCAAACCAAGUUUCCCAACUCCUCAUCUCCUGCAGUGACCAAGACAUCUUUCUCCUCUGAAGGGCUUGGCAGUUGUGGCUAAAAACUAAGCAGUAUCAUUAUUUGCUUGAAACCAUAUAUACGAUUUGUAUGAAUUUCGGUAUGUUGCCAAGACAUGAUCUUUUUCUUAUUGUAUUUUCUGUAAAUAUUUCUGGCACUGAACUGUAAAGGCGAGAUGUAAAUAUGAAGGUGUACUUGUGUCCCCUUGCCUCCUGUGUUUGAUCUUCAUCAGCUAGGGAAGAAGGUCUAGAGGUCUGUUUGUAUUUAUGCCAAUCUUUUGUCCAGAAGAAACCCAUGGAAUAUUGAAUGUAAUACAUUUAGUCAAUUAAAUUUUAAGGAGAUUCUUAUCUAA
This is a messenger RNA of Heterocephalus glaber (naked mole-rat), 8480 nucleotides long. NCBI's taxonomy places the organism in Eukaryota, Metazoa, Chordata, Mammalia, Rodentia, Bathyergidae. The record is from RefSeq and is a predicted model, not a curated record.